This is a messenger RNA of Cetraspora pellucida, 224 nucleotides long. Lineage: Eukaryota; Fungi; Glomeromycota; Glomeromycetes; Diversisporales; Gigasporaceae. The record is from the annotation of a GenBank genome assembly.
AUCAGACUAAGGCUGAAUUUUGUUCAGAAAAUACAGAUUUGGCUAUUAUUUCUAGAGGUCUUACUAAUAAAGAAAAUUUAAAUGAAAAUUUAAAUAAUAAUAAGUCUGCUAAUGGUAGUGCAGAAGAGGUAUCUAAUGAUAAUGAAGAAUUGAUGUUUAAUAAUGAUGAAAAGAUGGUGUUUAAUGAUAAUAAAAAAGCAAGUAAUCAAAUUUCUUUGUUAUAA